Haemorhous mexicanus (house finch) is the source of this 2840-nucleotide messenger RNA. It is a transcript of the gene SUOX, whose product is annotated as sulfite oxidase. The record is from RefSeq and is a predicted model, not a curated record. Gene Ontology annotation, cellular component: mitochondrion. The coding region runs from base 207 to 1889 and encodes 560 amino acids. The transcript is spliced from 5 exons. Gene Ontology annotation, molecular function: heme binding; oxidoreductase activity; molybdenum ion binding. Lineage: Eukaryota; Metazoa; Chordata; Aves; Passeriformes; Fringillidae.
CCACGCCCACUUGGGCCCCGUUAAAGUAAACAGAGGGGCGUGGUCAGGUGGGUCGCGCUCUCCCCGAGGCCACGCCCAUCGCCCCCCUCUUAAAGCGGCCGCGCCCUCAGCGAUAUCGCGGGACCGGAACCGUUACGCAGCGUCACCGGGGCCGUUGCCCGGUGCCCGCCCCAGCCGCGCUUUCCCGUCCCGCUGCCGCCGCCGCGAUGCUGCUGCUCCGCGCCAUGGCCGGCCGCAGGCUCCCGCCGCUGAUGCAGCUGCCCCGGGGCUGCUCCCGGUUGGCCGCCGGUAGCGCGGCCCCCGGGGGACACCGGGAAGCGACCCCGGAGGGACAGCGGGAAGCGACCCCGGGGGGAUACCGGGAAGGGACCCCGGGAGGACACCGAGGGGCGGCCCCGGUGCUGGCGGCGCUGCUCGGGCUCGGGGUCGUCCUGGCUUACGGAGAGCGGCGGCGGAGGAUCGCCCAGGCCGCCCGGGCCACCCCCGCCCCGCAGUUCCCCCGUUACACGCGGGCGGAGGUGGCGCAGCACCGCACCCCGAAGGAGCGCGUGUGGGUCACCUACGGCACCGAGGUGUUCGACGUUACCGAUUUCGUGGAGCUGCACCCGGGGGGACCGGACAAGAUCCUGCUGGCGGCCGGGGGGGCCCUGGAGCCCUUCUGGGCUCUCUACGCCGUGCACGGCCAGCCCCACGUGCUGGAGCUGCUCCGCGACUACAAAGUGGGCGAGCUGAGCCCCGAGGACGCCGCGCCGCCACCGGGGGACACCGAGGACCCGUUCGCCGGGGACCCCCCGCGCCACCCGGCGCUGCGGGUGAACAGCUUGAAGCCUUUUAACGCCGAGCCGCCACCGGAGCUGCUGACCCAGAGCUUCCUGACGCCCAACGAGCUUUUCUUCACCCGCAACCACCUCCCGGUGCCCGCCGUGGAGCCGGGCUCCUACCGGCUGCGCGUGGAGGGGCCCGGUGGCCGCGCGUUGUCGCUGUCGCUGUCGGAGUUGCGACAGCGCUUCCCGAAGCACGAGGUGACGGCCACGCUGCAGUGCGCCGGUAACCGGAGAUCCGAGAUGAGCCGAGUCCGGCCGGUCAAGGGGCUGGCGUGGGACAUCGGCGCCAUCAGCACGGCGCGCUGGGGCGGAGCGCGGCUCCGGGACGUGCUGCUGGCCGCCGGUGUCGGCGACGACACCGGAGACGGCGAGUGGCACGUGUGCUUCGAAGGGCUGGACGCGGACGCUUCGGGGACGCCGUACGGAGCGUCCAUCCCGUUAAAACGGGCGCUGAGCGCCGAGGCCGAGGUGCUGCUGGCGUACGAGAUGAACGGGCGGGAGCUGCCGCGGGAUCACGGCUUCCCGGUGCGCGUGGUGGUGCCCGGCGUGGUCGGGGCGCGGAGCGUGAAGUGGCUGCGGAGCGUGGCGGUGUCGCCCUCCGAGAGCCCGAGCCACUGGCAGCAGAAGGACUACAAGGGGUUCUGUCCCUCCGUGGAUUGGGAUUCCGUGGAUUUCGGGGCCGCGCCCGCCAUCCAGGAGCUGCCGGUGCAGUCGGCGAUCACCGAGCCCCGGCCCGGGGCGGCCGUGCCCGCCGGGGAGCUGACGGUGAAGGGAUACGCGUGGAGCGGAGGAGGAAGGGAGGUGAUCAGGGUGGACGUGUCCCUGGACGGUGGCCGGACGUGGCGCGAGGCCGAGCUGGGCCCGCGGCCGGAGCGCGGCCGGGGCUGGGCCUGGGCGCUGUGGGAGCUGCGGGCGCCGGUGCCCGCGGGCGCCCGGCUCGACAUCGUCUGCAAGGCCGUGGACCGGAGCUACAACGUCCAGCCCGACACCGUGGGGCCCAUCUGGAACCUGCGCGGGGUCCUCAGCAACGCCUGGCACCGCGUCACUGUCACCGUCACCCGCUGAGGGACACCCCUGGGGACAGCGGGGUAUUGGGGACAGCAGGGACAGCAGGGACAGCAGGGACAUUGGGGACAUCAGAGGUACAACGUCCAGCCUGACACCGUGGGGCCCAUCUGGAACCUGCGCGGGGUCCUGAGCAAUGCCUGGCACCGCGUCACUGUCACCGUCACCCGCUGAGGGACAUCACUGGGGACAGCGGGGUAUUGGGGACAGCAGGGACAGCAGGGACAGCAGGGACUUUGGGGACAUCAGAGCUACAACGUCCAGCCCGACACCGUGGGGCCCAUCUGGAACCUGCGCGGGGUCCUCAGCAACGCCUGGCACCGCGUCACUGUCACCGUCACCCGCUGAGGGACACCCCUGGGGACAGCGGGGUAUUGGGGACAGCGGGGACAGCAGGGACAGCAGGGACAUUGGGGACAUCAGAGCUACAACGUCCAACCCGACACCGUGGGGCCCAUCUGGAACCUGCACAGGGUCCUGAGCAACGCCUGGCACCGCGUCACUGUCACCGUCACCUGCUGAGGGACAUCCUUGGGGACAGCGGGGUAUUGGGGACAGCGGGGACAGCAGGGACAGCAGGGACAUUGGGGACAUCAGAGCUACAACGUCCAACCCGACACCGUGGGGCCCAUCUGGAACCUGCGCGGGGUCCUCAGCAACGCCUGGCACCGCGUCACUGUCACCAUCACCCGCUGAGGGACAUCCUUGGGGACAUUGGGGUAUUGGGGACAGCAGGGACAGCAGGGACAGCAGGGACAUUGGGGACAUCAGAGGUACAACGUCCAGCCCGACACCGUGGGGCCCAUCUGGAACCUGCGCGGGGUGCUCAGCAACGCCUGGCACCGCGUCACUGUCACCGUCACCCGCUGAGGGACACCACUGGGGACAGCGGGGACAUUGGGGACAUCAGAGGUACAACAACCAGCCCGACACCGUGGGGCCCAUCUGGAA